AGUCCAGAGGAGAGUCUUGAGUGCGUGCUCGUUGGCACCGACGUGGCGUGCGUGUUGAGCGAGGACGAGGGAGACCGGCUCGACGGGGCGAAGGAGACGAGGGAUGACGAUUCCACGAGCAGCAUCCUCGCCGCGCUCGGCGGUGUGGCGCUCGUGUCGCCCUUCUUCCUGUGGGGCACGUCCAUGGUGGCCAUGAAGGAGGUGCUCCCGGCGACGAGUCCGCUCUUCGUCGCGUCCGUGAGGCUGGUGCCCGCCGGCGCGGUGCUCGUCGCAUGGGCGGCGUCCAAGGGCAGACCGAUGCCAUCGGGGGCUAUGGCGUGGCUCGCCAUCGCGAUUUUUGCCCUCGUCGACGGCACGGCGUUCCAGGGGUGUCUCGCCGAAGGUCUGCAGAGAACUUCCGCGGGCCUGGGCAGCGUCAUCAUCGACUCCCAGCCCCUGACGGUCGCAGUGCUCGCAGCGAUCAUCUACGGCGAGAGCCUGGCUCCCGCGGGAGUGUUUGGGCUAUUCCUCGGGGUCGUGGGUCUGCUGAUGCUGGAGCUGCCGAAGGAGGCUCUCGCUCAGAUCGGAGGAGGCGACCUCGGCGGGGCGCUCGCGGCGGUCACUGCGGGUGUCGACGACGGCGGGGGCAUCUGGGACAGCGGCGAGUGGUGGAUGCUCCUGGCGGCGCAGAGCAUGGCGGUGGGCACGGUGAUGGUCAGGUGGGUGUGCAAGUACGUGGAUCCCGUGAUGGCGACCGGAUGGCACAUGGCUCUGGGCGGCGUUCCCCUCCUGGCGUACUCCAUCGCGACAGAACCGGGGGUGUACGAAAAUCUGGACAAGCUCACCGCCGGCGACGUGGGCGGCCUCAUGUACACCUCCCUCCUGGGUUCCGCGCUGGCGUACGGAGCGUUCUUCUACUUCGCGUCCAAGGGAAGCCUCACGAAGCUGAGCUCGCUCACGUUCCUCACCCCGAUGUUCGCGGCGCUGUUUGGUUAUCUGCUCCUCGGUGAGACGUUGGAUGAAGUUCAGCUCGCAGGAGCGGCUGUGACCAUCGUCGGCAUCUACCUGGUGA
Molecule: messenger RNA, 1051 nt
Organism: Micromonas commoda
Lineage: Eukaryota; Viridiplantae; Chlorophyta; Mamiellophyceae; Mamiellales; Mamiellaceae
Product: Drug/Metabolite transporter superfamily
Exons: 1
Cellular component (GO): membrane; chloroplast
Source: RefSeq, a predicted model, not a curated record